Messenger RNA from Cercocebus atys (sooty mangabey), 955 nucleotides. RefSeq names its product T-complex protein 1 subunit theta-like. Gene Ontology annotation, molecular function: ATP-dependent protein folding chaperone; ATP binding. Gene Ontology annotation, cellular component: chaperonin-containing T-complex. The coding region runs from base 1 to 792 and encodes 263 amino acids. The transcript has 2 exons. Gene Ontology annotation, biological process: protein folding. The record is from RefSeq and is a predicted model, not a curated record. NCBI's taxonomy places the organism in Eukaryota, Metazoa, Chordata, Mammalia, Primates, Cercopithecidae.
AUGAGUAAACAAUAUGUAGUAACAGGUGGCAAAGUGGCAGACAUGGCUCUUCAUUAUGCAAACAAAUAUAAUAUCAUGUUAGUGAGGCUAAACUCAAAAUGGGAUCUCCGAAGACUGUGUAAAACAGUUGGUGCUACAGCUCUUCCUAGAUUGACACCUCCUGUCCUUGAAGAAAUGGGACAUUGUGACAGUGUUUGCCUCUCAGAAGUUGGAGAUACUCAGGUGGUGGUUUUUAAGCAUGAAAAGGAAGAUGGCGCCAUUUCUACCAUAGUACUUCGAGGCUCUACAGACAAUUUGAUGGAUGACAUAGAAAGGGCAGUAGACGAUGGUGUUAAUACUUUCAAAGUUCUUACAAGGGAUAAACGUCUAGUACCUGGAGGUGGAGCAACAGAAAUUGAAUUAGCCAAACAGAUCACAUCAUACGGAGAGACAUGUCCUGGACUUGAACAGUACGCUAUUAAGAAGUUUGCUGAGGCAUUUGAAGCUAUUCCCCGCGCACUGGCAGAAAACUCUGGAGUUAAGGUCAAUGAAGUAAUCUCUAAACUUUAUGCAGUACAUCAAGAAGGAAAUAAAAAUGUUGGAUUAGAUAUUGAGGCUGAAGUCCCUGCUGUAAAGGACAUGUUGGAAGCUGGUAUUCUAGAUACUUACCUGGGAAAACAUUGGGCUAUCAAACUCGCUACUAAUGCUGCAGUCACUGUACUUAGAGUGGAUCAGAUCAUCAUGGCAAAACCAGCUGGUGGGCCCAAGCCUCCAAGUGGGAAGAAAGACUGGGAUGAUGACCAAAAUGAUUGAAAUUGGCUUAAUUUUUACUGUAGGUGAAGGCUGUAUUUGUAGUAGUACUCUAAGAAUCGCCUGAUGUUUUCUUAUUCUCCUUAAAUUAAGAGGUAUUUUGUGUUUGUAUUCUUGGCUGGAUGUUAUAAUAAACAUAUUGUUACUGUCAAAAAAAAAAAAAAAA